Molecule: messenger RNA, 1759 nt
Organism: Temnothorax curvispinosus
Lineage: Eukaryota; Metazoa; Arthropoda; Insecta; Hymenoptera; Formicidae
Product: acyl-CoA Delta(11) desaturase-like
Exons: 6
Coding region: 187-1326 (379 amino acids)
Biological process (GO): unsaturated fatty acid biosynthetic process
Cellular component (GO): endoplasmic reticulum membrane
Molecular function (GO): iron ion binding; stearoyl-CoA 9-desaturase activity
Source: RefSeq, a predicted model, not a curated record
UGGGGCGGCGCAAAGCUAAUAAGUGGGACAUACGCUCCAGCAUCUCAGUAUUUCGUAGUGAACUCGCCAUCAAGUCGGACCAUCCGUCUUGAAGAGCUAUCCUCGUGUUUCUUGUCGAGCUUACCUUGCGAAGGUAGUCGCGAGCUCACCCACGUACACUCGUCGCUCAAGUCAUAUUUCAGCGAUAUGGCGCCGAAUUUGUUCGGCAGUUCAGCGACUUUAUUUCUGGAAGCUUCUCAGCAGGAUGUGUCGCAAAAGAAAUCAGCGGCAGAUAAGACUGUAACGCAAAAAUUGGCAAUCCAAAAGGCACAAAGUUCGAAACCUAAGUACCAGUGGAAGAUUGUCUGGAGAAACCUGAUAGCCUUUGUCUACCUUCAUCUCGGUGCAGUUUACGGAUUGUAUAUUUUAUUAACGGCCGCCAGAUUUUACACGUUCCUUUGGAAUUUGGUAGUCGUAGUGUUUGCGGCUAUUGGUGUUACAGCAGGUGCUCACAGACUAUGGGCUCAUCGGUCUUACAAAGCGAAAUGGCCGAUGAGAGUUAUUCUUAUGCUUUUACAGACCACGGCUUUCCAAAAUCACCUGUACGAGUGGGUAAGGGAUCACAGAGUGCAUCAUAAAUUUACAGACACAGAUGCGGACCCGCAUAACGCAAAGAGAGGCUUCUUCUUUUCGCAUAUAGGCUGGCUCAUGCUCCGCAAGCAUCCGGACGUUAUUACCAAAGGAGCAACGAUCGACAUGAGCGAUCUCGAGAAGGAUCCCGUCGUCGUCUGGCAACGCAGGCUCUACAUUGUCCUGAUGCCUGUUUUCUGCUUCCUACUUCCCACCUGGGUACCGUGCUACUUUUGGAAUGAGAAACUCAUGUACGCGUGGUACGCCACCCUAUUCAGAUACACGAUACAGCUGAACGUGACCUGGCUGGUGAAUUCCGCGGCCCACAUUUGGGGCAUGAAACCGUACGAUAACACCAUUAGCCCCACCGACAGCUACAGCGUCGGCAUCAGCGCUUUCGGGGAAGGAUGGCACAACUACCAUCAUGUUUUCCCGUGGGAUUACAAGGCCGCCGAAUUGGGCAACUAUCGCACAAACUUCACUACCGCCUUUAUUGACUUUUUCGCCUGGAUCGGCUGGGCGUACGAUCUGAAGACCGUGGCAUUAAGCAUGAUAAAGAAACGCGCGGCCCGAACAGGCGACGGCUCGAAAUAUGAGCGAGACGAUCAUCAUGACGAGCAUGAUCAUACGCACGAGGGGGCUAUAUGGGGAUGGGACGACGCCGAUAUGGCACCCGAAGAUAAGAAGGGGGCUCAGAUCAUUAAUAAGUCCGACUGAGUUCCGAGAUUCAAUUCCAAAAACCUCUAUACGUGACAUUACACCCGGUCGGAGUUACGCAGAACUUGGACGUCCGACAGACGUUUGUGGUUUAUGAUGGUGUUGUAAAUUUAUAAUGAAUUUGGUGAGAUCUCUCGUGUCUCUGAAGGUUUAGUACAUAUCACUAUACAUCAUGUGAGGUAUUGUAAUUUUUUUUUAUAGAUGUCUAGUACUUAUUUCAUCAUCAAUCAAUGCAUAAUAAUAACGAUGAUGGUGAAAUUGCCUCAUUUUUUUUUUCAAUAGCUCUUGUGUAAAAUUGUUUUAUUUUUUUCCAACAGCUCUUAAUUGAUGGAAACGACGCGUGUAAGACACGCGACUGUGAUUAUAUAUACAAUUUCUUUCAAAUUUGUAAUUUUAAUAUUAUAUUAUAUUAAUAUUAUAUUAUAUUAUCUCA